GUGAAUAUCAACAUCGACAAUACAUUAGCUACAGGAAUUGAACAAUAUAUUAUAUUUUGUUAUUGGACAAUGAGGCAGGUUCUUUUGGUAUUCGUUGCAGUGCAAGCUCUGCUCUUAUUAUUAUUGAGCCAUUCUGCCGAAGGAUUAGCCGCUAAAUCCUCCAAGAAAUCCAAGAAACUGGCGUCGGCGGGUGGCAAGGGGUUUGGCGCAUCAUCCUCCGGCGCUGCCUUAUUGCACACUCCCGACGACUCGGAAAGUACUCAGAAAUUACUGCAGUUUUUGAAAUCGCAAAAAGCCAAGGGAGUGGAUCAGGGAGUGGCCGAAAUUGGAAUUCACGACAAGACGGGCCAACGCGGUCUGUUUGCUACCACCAAUAUCAAAAAGGACCAAAUCAUUUGCAUGAUUCCUUCCGAUGUUGCUCUGGCACUGUCCGAUCCGGCCAAGUUGGGAAAAGAUGCUCCGACGUUUGCUCACGGCGGCGCCAACUUUUUGAACAUGUAUUGGAACAAUGCCGAACGUCGUCCCCUGUGGUCCUUUUAUCUCGAUACGCUGCCAUCUGACGCGAAAUCGCCGUAUUUUGACGCGACACCCGAUUUCUUUUCCCCGGAAGAAAUCGAAUUGUUGGAAUUCCCGCGCUUACUCGACAAUAUUCGCAAACGGCAACACGAUAUUGAAUCACUGGCGGCCGAACAAGGUUUGGACCAGGAUCAACUACAAUUCGCCACUUGGUUGGUAUCGUCUCGGGCAUUCAACAUUAAUUUGGCGGAUGCCCAAAAUACACCAGAAGAAGAACAAUACGACGAACGAGGUCAAGUGGUGACCAAAGCCGGUGCGGGCUUGAACAGCAUCCGCGUCAUGGUCCCCUUUUUGGACCUGUGCAAUCACGAUUCUGUGGCACCCAACUGUCGUUUCACCAUGAUUGACGCCGACAAGGACGAAGCCUGGUUUGCGUUGGAAGCCAAUCGUCCCAUUCCAGCCGGACGAGAACUCCAAAUGGCCUAUCGGAGUGGCAUCUAUUCGUCGGUCGAACUGUUGCUCAACUACGGAUUUGUCCCCACGGAAAACAAAGUCGAUGCCUACAUGCUACGCAAGGGAGGUGAGGGUGUCAUUGCGAGUGCCGACGGAUGGACGACUACACUGGAGGAAGAUCAAAGCAUGUUGGACAUGCUCCAGAGCAAAAGUGACGAUGACAACAAAAAUGACGCACUGAAAAAGAUUCUGGCAUUUCGAUCCAAUAUGAAAAAGGCGUACCAAGACUUGUAG
Seminavis robusta is the source of this 1263-nucleotide messenger RNA. The record is from the annotation of a GenBank genome assembly. NCBI's taxonomy places the organism in Eukaryota, Bacillariophyta, Bacillariophyceae, Naviculales, Naviculaceae.